AAACAGAGAGCGUGUAUGACCGGCUGCUAACCGUCGCCGUAAACAAUCAAACGCAGGCCGUACAGUUGAAUUUACCUGGAAACACCGGUGGCCUGGUUUGGCAUUCUACCGAACCUGUGCCACUAUUUUCCGAACCUUCUAGGCUCGGGUUGUUCGUCCUAUAAAUACGCGCUUGUAUCGUAUCCACGUACGUAUCAACACGAGGACAGAGAUAUUUUUCAGAUUAGAUUAACAACAGUUGAAGAAGGAUGGCACUAGUUUCAGGAGGAAGUUCCACAUUAAACCCUAACGCCCCUCUCUUUAUCCCUGCUGCUUACCGUCAAGUGGAGGAUUUCUCACCGGAAUGGUGGCAAUUGGUUACCACUUCAACAUGGUAUCGGGAUUACUGGCUCAGUCAGCAUCAGGAUGAGAAUGGGGUUUAUAACAAUGAUGAGGAUGACAAUGGCAAUGAUGUAGCUGGUUUACUCCCGGAUACAUUUGAUCUUGAUGCUGGUGAUUAUUUCUCUAGCUUGGACUUUCAAUUUCAGGAUUUUGUCGAGUCUUGUGAAACCCAAGUAGACGGCUUCUUGGAAGGAGGUAAGAAGGAUGUAGCAGUUCCAUCAGUAAAGAAUGUAAUUUAGUUCGAUAUGCAUACGUUUACGUUUAAGUUCUCGGCAUGACUUCAGGUCGUCUGAUCUGACUAGACUAGUGUAGUUUAUGCUGUUUUUUGUACAGAGCAAGGUUGCAACUUGUAUCCCUCCCUUGUUCAUUCUCGAGUCUUUCCUUUCAAUUAACCAAAAAUGUAAAAAAGAAAAUGUAAUUUUAGCAAGAGAAGAAAAACAAAUCAUAUAAAUAUAUUUCAUUGUUGUUAUCUUUUAA
This is a messenger RNA of Mercurialis annua (annual mercury), 858 nucleotides long. RefSeq names its product protein EARLY RESPONSIVE TO DEHYDRATION 15. The transcript has 3 exons. Bases 249 to 620 code for a protein of 123 amino acids. NCBI's taxonomy places the organism in Eukaryota, Viridiplantae, Streptophyta, Magnoliopsida, Malpighiales, Euphorbiaceae. The record is from RefSeq and is a predicted model, not a curated record.